Molecule: messenger RNA, 939 nt
Organism: Sphenostylis stenocarpa
Lineage: Eukaryota; Viridiplantae; Streptophyta; Magnoliopsida; Fabales; Fabaceae
Source: the annotation of a GenBank genome assembly
AUGCAACAGGCAAAAGCUACAACAAAGGCUCACAAAAAAAUAGUUCUCUUUUUCUUACUUACCAGGACAUGCAACGCAAGAGAUAAAGUUCUUAUUCUUUUCUUCCGCCAUGUACCAAACUUAGAAUCCGUUUCUUUCCUUCUUCUCCCCUCUUUGCACCAUCACUACAAAACCACACACUCCAACGUAGUUCGUUUCUCAAACGCAUCGUCAUUCAUUCAUUCAUCAGUCAUCUCCAGCAUCACACAAGCCAAAAUGCACCACAACGACCACAUACCCGUUCACCACGCCCGUGCUUCCAACCCUAAACCCUUGAAACUGAAUCGGCACCACACUGUCCGCUACUACGUCCAUCGGGUCCACGAAAGCCUCACAACGCGGGUCUCCAAGAUGAUCUGCGCCACCUUCUUGGGCCUCCUUUUCAUAGUGGGCCUCAUCACCUUCAUCCUCUGGCUCAGUCUCCGGCCCCACAGGCCCAGAUUCCACAUCCACGAGUUCAACAUACCGGGCCUGACCCAAAACUCCGGCUUCGAAAACGCCGUCAUAACGUUUAAAGUAUCCGCGCGAAACUCCAACCAGAACAUCGGGAUUUACUACGAGUCCAUGGGCGGAGCGGUUUUUUACCGUGACCAGAAAAUCGGGUACACGCCGUUACUCUAUCCGUUUUAUCAAGAGCCGAAGAACACGACGGAGGUGGACGGUGAACUUAGUGGGGCGACGUUGACCGUUAGUAGUCAACGGUGGUCGGAGUUCCAGAGCGAUAGGGCUGACGGUAGCGUGGUGUUCCGCUUGGAAUUGACUUCUGUGAUUAGAUUCAAGAUUUCCACGUGGGACAGCAAGCGCCACACGAUGCACGCCAACUGCGAUGUGGGCGUGGGACCCGAUGGUUCCCUCUUGACGAAUUACAAGGACAAGAGGUGCUCCGUUUAUUUCUCUUGA